CGGGACCGGCGAACCGGUUACCAAUCGGCUUCACCGGCCAAAAUGAAAUAUAAAAAACGAAAUGAAUACCACAGUAGAAUCGACAAGCUUGAGCAUAAACGUGAACGUAUGGGAUAUAUUGAGUUUACAUUCUUGAGAGUGUCCCAGGAUGCGGGCGAUGGUCCCGCUAUACGACACAAACCAGUUAUUUAAGUGAGACCAGUAUCGCCUCGACUACAGACAGAAAAGUCAUGAAGCUGCAAGACUAUGUCAGAUACCUCAUUUGUAUUUUGUUGGUGAAUUUUGGAGGAACUGAUUGCAAUGAACGCGUCAUCGAUGCAGCCGUCAAUAAUCAGACUGAAAUGAGACAUGAACGUGGCAUUUUGGAUUUGGUUUUUGGAAGGUUCCGAACCUGCGGUGGUUGCUUAUGCGGCCGAUCAAAUCGUAACGCAGCACGGUUAGUGGGUGGUGAAUAUACAGAAUCACAUGAAUUUCCUUGGCUUGCAAAUAUUCACGUAAGAUCCAAAUUUCUAGUUAGUGGAGUAUUGAUAAAUGAUCGUUAUGUCUUAACAGCAGCAAGUCAACUUAUUGGAGAAACAGCACCGCAAAUAAAAAUAUCGUUAGGAGGAUAUGAUCGAUGUACUUUUGAUAUCUCGUCAGUAAACAACAGUGUUGAAAGUAUCAAUUUGCAUCCAGAAUUUAAUCCGGCAUCAAAUGUUCACGAUCUAGCUUUAGUUCGUUUGAGUCGCCCAACUAAAUUCGAGAAAAGAAUAUCUCCGAUAUGCUUACCCAAUCCAGGAUCAACUUAUCUCGGUCAAGUUGGAACUCUAGUAGGAUGGACCAAGCACAAAGAUAACGUCGAUACUCAAACGUGUAGACCUCGAAAACUAGGACUUCCUAUUCUGGGACGUAAUGAGUGUAUUAAAUCAGGAAUAAAUCCAAUACAUUUAAAUGAUAAUUACGGAUGCAUCGGGAUUGUGAAUACAAAUUCUUUGGUGUGCGAAAAUGAUGUCGGAUCUUCUGUGCAAUAUCGAUCAUACCUCGGAAUUUACGAUCUGAUUGGAAUUAUUCCGAGUGUGAAUGUAUGCGACAAUGCUCCUAGGGCGACUGUUUUUACAAGAGUAGGAUCAAGCCUCGACUGGAUAUUACAAAACACAAAGGAUGCAUGCUACUGUACAAAAUAAUACAGGCAAAUUUUCAAUAAUUUAAUGAGAAUAUAUUGUUGCACAUAUGUAAUAUUAAUAAUUAUCUUUAAAUAUAUAUGUU
This is a messenger RNA of Solenopsis invicta (red fire ant), 1245 nucleotides long. Its product is annotated as vitamin K-dependent protein C. Gene Ontology annotation, molecular function: serine-type endopeptidase activity. Bases 231 to 1163 code for a protein of 310 amino acids. Gene Ontology annotation, biological process: proteolysis. Lineage: Eukaryota; Metazoa; Arthropoda; Insecta; Hymenoptera; Formicidae. The transcript has 7 exons. The record is from RefSeq and is a predicted model, not a curated record.